AUGGCUGACGAUGAUAAGAAUGACGUAAUGAAGUACAAGUACAUCAUCAAAAAUGUGGGGGAAAAGUAUGAAAUAGACCCAGCUAUCAUCUGUGGCAUCAUCUCAAGAGAGUCCAGAGGUGGGAGAGCAAUACGGGACAAGAAUGGUUGGGGGGACCAUGGAAAGUCCUUUGGGUUUAUGCAGAUAGGCACUCAGAUUAUAAUUAAUUGAUUGAUUGAAGUCGCUGAUUGGCCAGAGAAUUCCAGUCACUUGGGUCAUAUUCAUAAAGGCAGGCAACACAAAGCAUUUCAAAACUAUUUGUAUCUGAAAACAAAAAAAGGCAGCUUUCUUAUUGGACAAAUCCAGGUAGUCCCUCGCGGUUUUCUUCCGCUUGGUGCCUAAUGAAUACAUCCCUGGUGCCCCAGGUAUGAAUCAGACCCUCGAAGCCCAGAUUUCAGAGCUAUGAAUGGAAUUCAUAGGUUAUUAAAGUUGUUAAUCUUAUUUAUGUUUCUAUUACCUUUGUUUGAUGCUGAAUGCCAUGUUUCAAUGACAUUACAGUGGAUGCUGGUGGUAGGACAGGCUCAUUGUAAUGGCUAGAAUGGAAUUAAUGGAACGGAGUAAAACGUGGUUUCCAUAUGUUUGACACUGUUCCAUUAAUGCCAUUCCAGCCAUUACGAUGAGCCUGUCCUCCAAUAGUUCCUCCCACCAUCCUCCUCUGAUUGCAAUAUAAGUGAUUUCAUUCAUCAUUGAUUUCAAUCUUAUAUUUCCUAGGUUGAUGUUACUCCAAAUGGUGGCAACCACACUCCAAAGGGAGAAUGGGACAGUCAGGAACAUCUCAAACAAGGCACUGAAAUUCUCAUUAAUUUAUUCAAAAAGAUCCAGAGAAAGUUUCCUGACUGGACCAAGGAGCAGCAGCUGA
Coregonus sp. 'balchen' is the source of this 898-nucleotide messenger RNA. NCBI's taxonomy places the organism in Eukaryota, Metazoa, Chordata, Actinopteri, Salmoniformes, Salmonidae. The record is from the annotation of a GenBank genome assembly.